This is a messenger RNA of Solanum verrucosum, 1209 nucleotides long. Its product is annotated as S-type anion channel SLAH4-like. The record is from RefSeq and is a predicted model, not a curated record. Gene Ontology annotation, cellular component: membrane. The transcript has 2 exons. Gene Ontology annotation, biological process: transmembrane transport; intracellular monoatomic ion homeostasis. NCBI's taxonomy places the organism in Eukaryota, Viridiplantae, Streptophyta, Magnoliopsida, Solanales, Solanaceae. The coding region runs from base 1 to 1209 and encodes 402 amino acids. Gene Ontology annotation, molecular function: voltage-gated monoatomic anion channel activity.
AUGUCGUUGAGAAUCACCCCAGUAUUAGAUGAAAUAAUUCUCACACCUAAUAGUACUCAUGAGUCCGAAAACCAAAAUACUGUACCAGAUAUUGGUAUUACAAUCGAUGAUUCCUCUCUCAGUUCAUCAGAAAAGCGAGAAGACGAUCAUAACCUUCUCACUUUAUUCUCAAUGCUAACAAGGAUUCAUGCAGGCUAUUUUAGAAUAAGCCUAUCUUUGUGUUGGGAAACUUUAUUAUGGAAAACACUACUCGACCCAACUAAUAACGAAACAAAAUUCUUACAUCGUGUCCCUCAAAUAAUCUAUCGUCCCAUUCUAAUAUUCUCAUGGUCGUUUGCUUUAUUGAUUCUGGUUCUACUUUCAGUACUCUACCUCUUGAAAUGCGUCUUUCGAUUUAAUUUAGUCAAAGGGGAGUUUCUACACCAUGUUGGUGUAAAUUACCUUUUUGCCCCUUGGAUUUCUUGGCUUAUUUUACUCGAAUCCUACCCUUUUAUUAUAGCUCCAAAACACGUUGGUUACAAAGCUCUUUGGUGGGUUUUUGCUGUUCCGGUUAUAAUUUUGGAUGUGAAAAUUUAUGGGCAAUGGUUCACUAAAGGGAAAAGGUUUUUAACAGCCGUGGCUAACCCAACGAGCCAUUUAUCGGUCAUUGGGAACUUAGUCGGGGCUCGAGCCGCGGCUAAAAUGGGCUGGCAAGAGGUUUCGGUUUGCUUGUUUUCAUUAGGCAUGGUUCAUUAUUUGGUCCUUUUUGUUACGUUGUAUCAGCGGCUAUCGGGAAGUGACCGGCUACCGGCUAUGUUACGGCCCGUUUUCUUCUUGUUCUCGGCUGCUCCGAGCAUGGCUAGCUUGGCUUGGGCGUCAAUUACUGGAACCUUCGAUACUACUUCGAAGAUGUUCUUCUUUCUCUCGUUAUUCCUCUUUACGUCACUGAUAUGCAGGCCAAGUCUUUUCAAGAAAUCAAUGAGAAAAUUUAACGUGGCAUGGUGGGCAUAUUCAUAUCCAGUAACACUAUUAGCAUUGGCAUCUACAAGAUAUGCAAAAGAGGUUAAAGGAAAAGUGCCACACACCAUAAUGCUAACUCUAUCAUCUCUCUCAGUUUUAGUCGUCAUUGCUCUAUUGCUCUCCACUGCUCUUUACUCGAAAAUCCUCUUACGUGAUGAUGAUCCUUCUCUCAAGCAUACUUGUUUAGCAGAGACGCAUUCAGAAUAUUAA